AAAGUCAAACCCAUUGGAUGUGGGUAAAUACAACUUAAACUGAUAGUCGCCUUUUUUGGGCAGGACUAGAGAGGGGAAAAAAGAAAAGAAUGUGCAUCUUAACUCACCGUCUCAGUAUAAAAGUCUGUGCUCAGGUGACGCUUGUUCCACUUGAUAGGCACAAAAAACCAACACACAAGGAUCAAGCUCCGUCAUGGUGCACAGAGUAGCAGUGAUCGGGGCAGGGCCUUCUGGUCUGACCAGCAUGAAGGCUUGUCUGGAUGAGGGCAUGGUGCCAACCUGCUUUGAAAGCAGUGAUGACAUGGGCGGACUGUGGAAGUUCAAGGAAGUGUCAGAGCCAAACAGGGCCAGUAUCUACCGAUCCCUAACCAUCAACAUCUCCAAGGAGAUGAUGUGCUACAGUGACUUCCCCAUCCCUGCUGAUUACCCCAACUACAUGCAUCACUCUAAAAUCCUGACAUACUUCAGGAUGUAUGCAGAACACUUCAAACUGCUGCAAUACAUUCGCUUCCAGACCUCGGUGAAGAGUGUCAGACAGAGGCCAGACUUUUCUCGUACUGGUCAGUGGGAAGUGGUGACUGAGAAUAGAGAUGGACAGGAGGAGAGGCAUGUCUUUGAUGCAGUUAUCUGCUGCUCCGGUCACUACACCUACCCUAACCUGCCGCUCAAAGACUUCCCCGGAUUUGAGACAUUUGAAGGAAAACAUUUCCACAGCUGGGACUACAAGGGGCCUGAAGACAUGUACGGGAAGAGAGUGGUGGUCAUCGGCAUCGGUAACUCAGGAGGAGACAUCGCUGUGGAGAGCAGCAGAGUUGCAGAGCAGGUGUACCUGAGCACUCGUCGCGGUGCCUGGGUCAUCCGGCAGGUUUCUGACAACGGCCUGCCAGUGGACAUGAAGUACAACACGCGCUUUGUCCACAUCUUGUUCCAGCUGUUGCCAAUCAACAUCCUCAACUGGCUUGGCGAGAAGAAACUCAACGCCAUGUAUGACCACACCAUGUAUGCCCUCAAACCCACACACAGGCUCUUCAGUCAGAUCCCAGUGAUCAAUGAUGACCUGCCUUUAAAGAUUCUGUCUGGGUCGGUCAUUAUCAAACCAAAUGUGAAGGAGAUCCGUGGCUCCACCGUGGUGUUUGAUGAUGGCAGCAUUGUGGAAAAGGUGGAUACGAUUGUGUUCGCCACAGGUUACAGCUAUGAUUUUCCUUAUUUGCCAAGCAAUGCUGUGUACAAGUCUGGGCACCGUGUGGGUCUGUACAAGCAUGUUUUUCCUCCCAACAUGGAGCAUCCCACUCUGGCUGUUGUGGGUUUCAUCCAUGCCCUUGGAGCCAUCAUGCCCCAGGCUGAAAUGCAGGCCCGUUGGGUCACACGUGUCUUCAAAGGAUAUAAAAAGCUGCCCUCAAACCACGCCAUGAAAAAGGCUGUUGAGAAAGACACCAAGGAUAUUGACAAAAAUUACAUUGUGUCAAAGUUGACACCCCUGCAGGUGGACUUUGUUUCCUACAUGGAUGACAUAGCAGGAGAGAUUGGAGUCCGGCCAAGUCUCCUCCGGCUCUUCUUCACAGACUAUCCAUUGUUUAAGAGGAUUCUGUGGGGACCUGUCACAGCCUACCAGUACCGCUUGAUGGGACCAGGGAAAUGGGAGGGAGCUCGCAGGGCAAUCUUCACCCAGUUUGACCGCAUGUACCAGCCCCUAAAAACCAGACAGCUGAAGGAGCAAGAGGCCUCCAUCAUUGGUCGCCUGAUUAAGCUGAGCCUAACCGUCAUGGCCGGAGGAGCUGCCGUCUACUACAUCCAUGUGCGCAACCCAACCACCAUCCCCACCAUGCUGUCCAAGCUCCGUCCACAAACAGUCUAAACAUGCUGUAUUGAUCAAAUGAUGAAAAUGAAAAAAAACAGUGGUGGAAGAAGGACUCAGAUAUUUUACUUAAGUAAAAGUAGUAAUACCACAAUGAAAAAAUACUCUGUUACAAUUAAAAGUCCUGUGUUCAAAACUUUACUUAAGUAAAAGUACAUAAGUAUUAGCAGCAAAUUGUACUUAAAGUAACAAAAGUAAGCAUACUCAUUAUGGAAAAAGGCCCCAUUCAAAGUGUUACAUGUAUUAUAUAUUUAUUAUUGGAAUUGUAUUCCUGAUUUAUUUCCGUCCAAGCAGCAUUUGAAUAUUGUCAUGGUAGAUUUAAUUUUAACAACUGUAUAUACUGUUGGGUAGUUUCAUCUACAAUAAUCCAUCAUUUUAUAAACUGAUCAUAUUUUUGACGAAUAAAAUCUUGAUAUGAAAAGUAACUAGUAACUAAUGCUGUCAAAUAAAUGUAGUGGAGUAAAAAGUACAAUAUUUCCCUCUGAAUUGAGUGUAAAGUAGAUUAAAAUAGAAAUACUCAAGUAAAGUACCUCAAAUGUGUACUUAAAUACAGUACUUGAGUAAAUGUACUUAGUUACAUUCCAUCACUGAAAAAAAACACUCAAACCAAAUACUAUAUCUAUACUCCUGUUUGGGUUGUGAUUAUAGCAACAAUUAUAGGGGUCACUGUCUGAGCUGUUGAUUAAUGCUAGGUAUUAUUGUAUCUAUAUGUGCAGUUUUUUAAAAUGUUUAAACUUGUUAUGUGGCAACUGUUUUUCCAAAAAUGUUCAUGUGCAAGUAAUUUACAUCAACAAAAUACGUUUUAGAGGCGCAAAGGGAACAAAUCCUGGUUUAUAUUAUAUAUCAACACGACAAACUGUUCACAUUGAGCGGCAAAAUGUUGACUGCUAAUGAUUGUUGUCAACAUUUUUCUUUUUUUCCCUACAAUAUCCAUUCUUUGUAGUAUCCCAGUCAUAGUUAAAUAUUGAAAAAUCAGCACUGAGCUAAAGAAUAACAGAGGAUCCAAACAAAUGUCUCCAAUGUCAGAGCCACACACUUCAGUACAUCCAUCAACCUUCCCGACCUUCAUACCCUUACAAUACUUUUCCCUGCACUGCAUGAAGGUCACACCACCAAUUAUUCCUUUAUAAUUUCUUUGUUGUCUGUUGAGAUUCACUGGAUUAUUAAAUGUCAAGCACAACUAACUACACUUAUUUACAUCUUAUAUAACUUAAGUAACCAUGAAUGUGGAGUGUUUUAUUCAUAUAUAUAUAUAUUAGAUGUCUCA
Molecule: messenger RNA, 3122 nt
Organism: Siniperca chuatsi (mandarin fish)
Lineage: Eukaryota; Metazoa; Chordata; Actinopteri; Centrarchiformes; Sinipercidae
Product: flavin-containing monooxygenase 5-like
Exons: 11
Coding region: 194-1855 (553 amino acids)
Molecular function (GO): NADP binding; N,N-dimethylaniline monooxygenase activity; flavin adenine dinucleotide binding
Source: RefSeq, a predicted model, not a curated record